Messenger RNA from Plasmodium fragile, 951 nucleotides. RefSeq lists its product as uncharacterized. NCBI's taxonomy places the organism in Eukaryota, Apicomplexa, Aconoidasida, Haemosporida, Plasmodiidae. The transcript has 9 exons. The annotation marks the transcript as partial. The record is from RefSeq and is a predicted model, not a curated record.
AUGAACCUGAGUCGAAACAUUUUGUCUAAAUUAAAAAAAAAGAAAAAAAAGGACAAUGAGUUGCUAAAUGAAGACCUGAAUAAAAUUGAGGAGAAAUGGAUCAGAGAGGAUAAUGAAAUAACCGAAGAAAUGGCGACGUCGGCCAAAAGAGAAGAAGUUUUAGAAUUUAUUCAAAAUCAGGAUGAAUUUAAAAACAUAAAAAAGUUGUCUUCUGAUGAAAGUGAAACAUGUGAAAAAAAGAAAAAAACGAGAAUUAUAAAAAACGAUAAAGAUCUGCUAAAAGAGUUGGAAAAACAGAUUGACGAGAAAAAGCUGGAAAAAGAAAAGCUGAACAAGGAAAACCAGAAGAGGGAAGAAAUUGAAACUUUGUAUAUGACAGAAAUUGAACAAAAGCAAAAGGAGGAAGAAAAAAAUAUAAUUUUGAAGAACAAGGAAAGCGCACUUAUAAUAAAAAAUCAAAUUCAGGAAAAUUUCCUGAGGAAGCAGGAGGAAGAGAGAAUGAAAAUAAUCGAGGGGAAACUGAUGCAAAAGCAGUUUGAAAAAAAUAAAGUCGAAGAAUUGGAGAAGAAGAAAGAAAAAGUGAAAGAGCAACGCGCCCUGUGCAGUUACAUGCUUGAGAGCAACAACAAGCACAUUGAAGCCCUGAACGAGCAGAAAAAGGAGGAGAAGAGGAAGGAUGCCGAAUUCGUCAAAUACCAGGAAGAAAAGGCAACGAGAGAAAAGGAAUACGAAGAAAAAGUUAAGCGAGAAAAGGAAGAAAAAGAAAGGGAAGUCCACGAAAUACGAAUGAAGCAGAAAAAAAAUAUCGAACUACAAGCGCACUUUGACGAAAUACAAGCCCUGAAGUGGCAAAAGGAAGCCAAACGGAAGGAGGAGAAAACAAGACUUUUGGAGGAAGAGAAAAAGAAAGAAAAAAUAGAGGAAUUAAAAAAAGCCAGAAUAGUUGCAAUG